Messenger RNA from Rhinichthys klamathensis goyatoka, 2102 nucleotides. RefSeq names its product smoothelin, like (gene smtnl2). The transcript is spliced from 10 exons. The coding region runs from base 192 to 1682 and encodes 496 amino acids. Lineage: Eukaryota; Metazoa; Chordata; Actinopteri; Cypriniformes; Leuciscidae. Gene Ontology annotation, molecular function: protein binding. The record is from RefSeq and is a predicted model, not a curated record. Gene Ontology annotation, cellular component: microtubule organizing center; filamentous actin. Gene Ontology annotation, biological process: actin cytoskeleton organization.
CGCUCACACACUCAGACACUCAGACACACUUACAGCAGGAAAAUCAUACUGAAACACAAGGUCACUGUUGUCAUUUCCUCUGGAUUUCUAUAUGGAUUUGGGACUUUAAACAAUUUCAAAAGGGAAAUAUCAGAGACAGAUCUCAAUUUGUUGUUGGACUGUGAAGGAAGAUACCUGGACUCACAGAAGAGAUGGACGCAGGGCCGUUGGCAUCAGUGGCCGAGGGCUCUCCGGAAGGGGAGACGGUUUGUGCUGCUUUGGCCCGCUAUGAAACCACUUUACGAGAUGCCGUGCGUGAGAUCCACGUGGACGUCAGCGCUUUCAAGAUAGGCAUCGAACGGAGACUGGAAGAGGCCAUUCAUGUGAGCGGACCUCUAGGCCAAGCUGUGGCGCAGCUGCAGCAGGAGAACCGGCAGCUCAGGGGUCAGUUAGAGGCCUUGACCCGACAGGUAGAGAUGCUGACUGGGUCGGUGUGUGACAGAAGCGCACUUCUCACAGGAGGAUCGGCGCCACCACAGACCAACAGCAGCACCGCAGGGCAUCAGUCUCCACCGUCUGCGGCCCCCAGCAUAGCGGCUCUGACCGGCUCCGCCAGCGGCUCUGCCUCCAGCCCCACCACCACACGUUUCUCCAGCAGAGCCACCUUCUCUGUCACCAGCAAAACAAACAGCAUUGAGCGAGAUGAGCCCAUUGAAGUGGAUCCAGCACCAAUUCCCCAAGGCUUGGAGAAUGGACACUUAUCCUCAACAGAAAACUCUAUGCCUUUGAGGAGAAACUCACCACCCAACGGUGUGUCACAGGAGCACUCGGCCCCCGUUCCCAUGGCGAUGCCACACCUGCCAAUCACAGCAACCACCAAAGUGGCUGACUCUGCAGUUAUGAAGAGUCCUGAGUCACCUGGUAGCCCGAUGCAAGCAAUGCCUUCAACCAUAACAGAUUCACUGACAAACAGUCAGGCGGUCAGCAGCGAUAACCAGCCACAACUAGAGUCUCCUGUUAAUGCAGUGCCGUCUGUGAAAACAUGGGCUCCAACUCCAGCCAGGACUAUGGGUUCUCCACGGCUUAGUGAGAAAGCAUCUUCAGCUCCGGCCAAGUCAGUGACUUACUCUGGGCUUUUCUCACACAAUACAGACAGGAAUGUGGAUAUGCCAGGAGAUUUAUCUUUCGGCAGAGGUAUUGAGCGCAGACGGGAGCUUGUGAGGUCCCAGACUUUACCUCGAAACAUUGGAGCCCAGGCACGCAGGUCCAUUUUUGAGAGGCUGGACUCUGAAAACAACAGUCGACCCAAACCAGUGGAUUCCAAACCAAAGCUAAAACGCUCUCAGAGCUUUGGAGUAUCAAGUGCUAGCAGUAUCAAGCAGAUUCUUCUGGAGUGGUGUCGAUCCAAGACUAUUGGGUACCAGAACAUCGACAUUCAAAACUUCUCAUCCAGCUGGAGUGACGGCAUGGCAUUCUGCGCCCUAGUCCACUCUUUCUUCCCUACAGAGUUUGAUUACAACGUCCUGUCCCCUGCCGAGCGCAAACAUAACUUCGAGCUGGCAUUCAGCACUGCAGAGAAGAAAGCUGGCUGCGAUAGGCUUAUUGAAGUGGAGGACAUGAUGGUGAUGGGCAGAAAGCCAGACCCCAUGUGUGUCUUUACUUACGUCCAGUCACUAUAUAACCACUUGCGCAAGUUUGAGUGAGAUCUUGGCCCCUUCAGCCCCAGCUGAACACUCUGCACUGCCCUCUGCUGGACAAAACUGAACUCUGAUAUAGAUACUAUGGUUUGGGGUUGCAAAAUGUCCAUGGGAACCCACACCAUUUCAAGCAUGACGCUUCUACGGUUGCAUUUUUAGUCAAGAAAAGGUCAUCGACUAUUUAUACAGACCCUUAAGACAUGGCUUUUGUCUAUGGCAGGCUUUUUAGAAAUUGUGGCCUCUGAUGUAUUACAAAACAGCUUGGUUACGCUACCUGCAUUAUGGAGCCAUUUUAUAGACUGCAAAGAUAAAGACAUAGAAAUGUAUUAGUGGAUUUCAUAUUUACUAAUGAAAGAUAGAAAUAUAUAGAAUGUACAGGAAAUAAGGUACAAUAUAUGUUCUCAGAUAGAUCAGCACAUUUGUUUU